AUUUGUUAUAUAUUCGUAACGUUAUAGCUAGGUACGUCGUGUUGAGUUCCACUGGAUCACAUGACACCAGAGGAGGAACGACACCAGACCUGGAAGGAAGGGAGGGAGAUGGCGGACCUGUGCUAGUUUCAAUCUUAGCGUAUCAAUAUUAUAUUCAGCGCACAGUUUGCCAAACAAGUGAUCAUUUUCAAACACUCAACGUCCAUCCAGGAUGGCCGAGCAAAUCAGCAACGUUAGAUAUCAGGAGCUGGUGAAUGAGGAGGAGCCAGCAGCAGCCCAACCCCCUCAGGAGGAGCCAGCAGCUGUCCUGGAUGCCCCUCCCCCCUACAGCAGCAUCUCAGCUGCCAAUGCAGCGUUCUUUGACUACAAGGAGGAUGCAGGCAGGUUCCCCAACCCCCCGUCCUACAACGUGGCUACCACACUGCCCUCCUAUGAUGAAGCAGAGAGGACCAAAGCUGAGACCGGCAUCCCUCUGGUCCCUGGCAGGGUCGUGGAGGAUGACUUUGACGAUGCUGACCAGCUGCGCAUAGGGAAUGAUGGCAUCUUUAUGCUCACCUUCUUCAUGGCAUUCCUGUUCAACUGGAUUGGUUUCUUCCUGUCCUUCUGUCUGACCACUUCUGCAGCCGGUCGCUACGGCGCCAUCUCUGGGUUCGGCCUGUCUCUCAUCAAAUGGGUUCUCAUAGUCCGGUUUUCCACCUACUUCCCUGGCUACUUUGAUGGGCAGUACUGGUUGUGGUGGGUCUUCCUGGCUUUGGGCUUCAUGCUGUUCGUCAGAGGGUUCGUCAACUACUCCCGGGUUCGCAAAAUGGCCGACCCUACUUACGCCACACUUCCUCGAACGAGAGUCCUGUUCAUCUACUGAAGCUGCUUUUUGAAUAAACAAAACGCCCCUGAAUCUGGAUAGAGAAUCCUCGAUCUGACCUGAAUCUGGAUAGAGAAUCCUCGAUCUGACCUGAAUCUGGAUAGAGAAUCCUCGAUCUGACCUGAAUCUGGAUAGAGAAUCCUCGAUCUGACCUGAAUCUGGAUAGAGAAUCCUCGAUCUGACCUGAAUCUGGAUAGAGAAUCCUCGAUCUGACCUGAAUCUGGAUAGAGAAUCCUCGAUCUGACCUGAAUCUGGAUAGAGAAUCCUCGAUCUGACCUGAAUCUGGAUAGAGAAUCCUCGAUCUGACCUGAAUCUGGAUAGAGAAUCCUGGAUCUGACCUGAAUCUGGAUAGAGAAUCCUGGAUCUGACCUGAAUCUGGAUAGAGAAUCCUCGAUCUGACCUGAAUCUGGAUAGAGAAUCCUCGAUCUGACCUGAAUCUGGAUAGAGAAUCCUCGAUCUGACCUGAAUCUGGAUAGAGAAUCCUCGAUCUGACCUGAAUCUGGAUAGAGAAUCCUCGAUCUGACCUGAAUCUGGAUAGAGAAUCCUGGAUCUGACCUGAAUCUGGAUAGAGAAUCCUGGAUCUGACCUGAAUCUGGAUAGAGAAUCCUGGAUCUGACCUGAAUCUGGAUAGAGAAUCCUGGAUCUGACCUGAAUCUGGAUAGAGAAUCCUGGAUGUUUGAAAAGCGUCAUACCGACAAACAGCAACAAAACUGCAGAAGUCUAAAACCAAACUCCUCAGAUAACCAUCACAACACAGCAGGAUGGGAAAAAAACACAAUCUUGAUGAAUACAACUCUUGUAACAUUCAGGAAUUAAAUACAUCAAUUGUUUUAUUUUAUUUGAAAAACGUAAUUAAUGGAUAAUGAUAGUAUGUACUCUUUAGUGGCGAAUGUUAAGUGCUAUUUGACAUUUUUCAGUCUGUAAUGUAUGUGUAUUGCCUUAUAUCAUUUGAUGGUAGUGUAUUAGCAUGCACCUGCACCUCAAGGGAUCAGUCUUAUUUCACUAAUACUAAUACUUUAUUCAAAGCCCACAAGUGGAAUGCAUUACGAUGCAGUCGUAAUGCAUUAUAAGACUUGUCAUAAGCACUUGUAACACCUUUAUGUUCAUAGUAGUCACCAGCUCAUAGUAAUCAUGAGAUGGGAAAAAAAUAGUCACAUAUGGUAUUACAAUUUCUGAGUUUGUAAUAAAACAUUGACGUUUUCUACAUGCUUAUAACAAGUAAUAAUGCGCUAUACCUGUUGGCUUCAUAUGAAGCGUUGCCCUUAUUUCUAGCCAGUAGAGGGCAGAGUUCUUUGCUAAAAUUUGUCAUCAUGAAUUAUUCCUAUAAGACAGAAUCCUACCUUUUUAUAUGCGCACCUACCUCAAACGUAAGGUAUCGUAUGUGCACAUCUUAAGGUAAAGAUUUUGUCCAAAGUGUUUUUGUUGUACAAGUCAUACAGUUUUGUGUAGAGAGAAAAAAACCUUACGUAUGGAAAAACUAUGAUGCUAUCAGAGAAUGUAAGCAGGUGCACUUUUAGAAACUUACUAAUAAAAUGCCAGGGAGUUCCUCCCAAUGAAAUCAACAAUACACGACCAAAUGGUAGUACCUGUAGUCAGUGAGUAUAGAGCUUUCAUAAGGGUGAAAUGGCAAUUUAUAACUGGUCUAUGACCGUACUAAUUGGAUUUAGUAAGAAGACGAGCAAUUAUACUCUACUUGUCGAUCUUUCUCUUUAGGCAAUUGUUGGCAUAUUGUUAACUGUAAAUGAUCUCAAACAUGCUGUUGGAUCACCCUGUAUGCCAGCCAGUCUGUUUUAAACCAGUUGUUUCGAUUUCUUGCUUAGCCCUUAAUGUGGAAUGGUACAGCACAGCUACAAUCCAAACCCAGUCCUAGACACACAUUUCUCUGGUCUCUGUGUGAAAUAGUACAGCUGCAUCCUUGGGAUUUUAUUGUUAUGAGAUAUUGUUUUAAACUGUAAAAAGCUUAAUGUCUAAUAAAUGUCACUUUCAAAAGCGA
Messenger RNA from Salmo salar (Atlantic salmon), 2855 nucleotides. Its product is annotated as NEDD4 family-interacting protein 1. Lineage: Eukaryota; Metazoa; Chordata; Actinopteri; Salmoniformes; Salmonidae. Gene Ontology annotation, molecular function: WW domain binding. Gene Ontology annotation, cellular component: perinuclear region of cytoplasm; endoplasmic reticulum; Golgi apparatus. The record is from RefSeq and is a predicted model, not a curated record. Gene Ontology annotation, biological process: vacuolar transport; positive regulation of protein ubiquitination; ubiquitin-dependent protein catabolic process.